Molecule: messenger RNA, 3498 nt
Organism: Prunus armeniaca (apricot)
Lineage: Eukaryota; Viridiplantae; Streptophyta; Magnoliopsida; Rosales; Rosaceae
Source: the annotation of a GenBank genome assembly
AUGUUGGCUUCCAUGGCCAACCGAGGAGCCUCUUCUUCUUCUGCUCCUUUCACCAAAUCAUGGAAAUACCAUGUCGUUCUGAGCUUCAGAGGCGAAGACACGCGCCACAACUUCACGGACCAUUUGUAUAGCGCUUUAUGUCAACAAGGCAUUAACACCUUCAGGGAUGAUGAUGAGCUCAUAAGAGGAGAAGAAAUAUCAAGCGCGCUUUUCACAGCAAUUGAAGAAUCAAAGAUUUCUGUCGUUGUGUUCUCUAAAAACUAUGCCUCUUCAAAGUGGUGUUUGGAUGAACUUGUUAAGAUUCUUGACUGCAAGAAAUCAAAACAACAACUCGUCAUACCAGUUUUUUACAAGGUGAAUCCAUCAGAUGUACGGAAUCAGAGAGGUGGCUUCGGGGAUGCACUGGCUAACAUGGAGUGCAAAUACAAAGAAAAUAUGCAGAAGGUCAACAAAUGGAGGGCAGCUCUUUCACAAGUAGCAGCUUUGUCAGGGUUCACUUUGGACGAGCAUCAAUCUGAAUCUGAGUUUAUCCAAAACAUCAUUGAAAAGAUUUCAAAACACGUAUUAAACACCGCGUGUUUGGAAGUGGCAGAGUAUCCAGUUGGAAUGCAAGCUCAAGUACAAGUUAUGAAUGAGCUAUUAGAUUUGGGGGAAAGCGAUGUUCGUAUGGUAGGGGUAUGGGGAACUGGUGGAAUUGGUAAGACCACAAUUGCUAAAGCUGUUUAUAAUUCAAUUGCCCACAAAUUUAAAGGUUGUUCCUUUUUGGCAAACGUUAGAGAAAGGUCAACGUCGCAUGAAGGUUCAGUCGGAUUACAAGAGAAUCUUCUUUCUGACAUUCAAAGGGUAAAAAAUUUGAAGGUGACCAAUGUUGAUAAAGGAGUCACUAUUAUAAAGGAAUGGUUGAGUCGUAGAAAGAUUCUCUUGGUUCUUGAUGACGUGGAUGACAUGGAACAGUUACACAAGUUAGUUGGAGCAUGUGAUUGGUUUGGUGCAGGCAGUAGAAUUAUCAUAACAACAAGGGAUAAGCAACUGCUAACUGCUCAUGAUGUUAAUUUAAUCCAUGAGGUCAAGAUUUUAGAUGAUGAUAAAGCUCUUGAGCUCUUCUGUUGGCAUGCCUUCAAAACAAGUGAGCCUCCUUUGGGUGAUUAUAUGAAACUUGCAGAACGUGCAAUACGCUAUGCCCAAGGCCUUCCUUUGGCUUUGAAAGUUCUCGGUUCUUGUCUACGUGGUGGAAGUAUAGAUAAAUGGGAACAUGCAUUGGAUGGUUUCAAAAGCAAGAAAAUUCAAGAUGUUCUCAAAGUAAGUUACGAUACCUUGGAUGAUAUUGUCAAGGAGGUUUUCCUUGACAUCGCAUGUUUCUUUAAGGGUAAAAGUAGAAACUAUGUGAUAGAAACACUAGAAGCUUGUGACCUCAACCCUAGGUAUGGUAUUGAAGUACUCAUCGAAAAGGCCCUCAUAAGUGUUGAACAUGGAGAUUAUAUUCGGAUGCAUGACUUAUUAGAAGAGAUGGGUAAGGACAUAGUUGAGCAAGAGUCGCCCACUGAAGCCGGAGGACGUAGCAGAUUGUGGUUUCAUGAAGAUGUCGAGCAUGUUCUGACUAAUAAUACUGAUUAUGAGAUAUUCAUGGAUGUUGAUUGCUUCUCGAAGAUGAAAAAUCUUAAAAUUUUCAUGAACUAUAACGUAUGUCUUUCUGGAGACAUUGGUUGUCUCCCAAACAUGUUGAGAGUGCUUGAUUGGUAUAGAUGUCCGCUCCAAUCUUUUCCACCCAAUUUUCGUCCAAAGGGACUAGGGUUGCUCAAUCUGCCUCACAGCCGCAUCAAACAACUGUGGGAGGGAUUGAAGCAUUUCACAAAGUUGACAUCUUUGAAUUUAGAGCUCUCUGAAUUCCUAACUGAAAUCCCCGACCUAUCAGGCAGCCCAAACUUAAGGUACUUGAAUGCUAGUUAUUGUGAAAGUUUAGUUGAGGUUCAUCCAUCUGUUGGAUAUCUUGAUAAACUUCAAGUAUUGGAUUUUUGUGGCUGCUGUGAACUCACCAAGUUUCCAAAUAAAGUUCGGUGGAAAUCUCUGAAAUGGUUGGAUCUUAGCGAUUGCAUAAAGUUGGAGAGUUUCCCAGAAAUUGUGGACAAAAUGGAAUCCUUAUAUCAUUUGGGCCUUGCUGAAACUGCUAUAAAAGAGUUGCCUGCAUCAAUUGGACAUCUCAUUGGGUUGAAAUAUUUGUUCUUAUGUGGAACUCAUAUAAAAGAGUUGCCUUCCUCAUUUGGACAUCUGACUGCGCUUGCAAAGUUAUCUUUAGAAAGAACUGCAAUAGAAGAGUUGCCUUCAUCAAUUGGAGAUUUCACUGCGCUUGAAAUUUUAAAUUUAGAAGGAUGUGAAAACCUCGCAAAUCUGCCACAAAGUAUUUAUGGGUUGCAAAAUCUCACAUAUUUAAACCUCAAUCGAUGCCUGAAACUUGUCACACUUCCAAAUAAAUUGAUCUCUGAAGUUUUAUCGAGUGCAGAAUCACUUCCUCUAUUUUCAUUAUGGAUGCAAGAGUGCAAUGUAUCAGACAUUAAUUCCUUGGAGAAUUUUUGUUGCUGGUUGAACUUUAAUGAUAUUGAUCUAUCCAAAAGCAAUUUUGUCAGUCUUCCUGUGUGCAAAUUUGUCAACUUGCAGAUGCUUAAUUUGAGUGGUUGCAAGAAGCUUGUAGAAAUUGCAGGACAACUUCCAGCAUCUAUAGAAAUUAUCAAUAUGGCUGAUUGCAUAUCACUAGAAAGAUUUCCAACAUUGUCAAAGAUAUUGGAAGACGGAGACAUGCAACAUAUUCAGUACCUGAAUUUGUCCAAUUGCCAUAGGCUAUGCCAUAAUAUAGGGUUGGACGUUGCAAAGAUGGCAAAUAUUUUAGUGAAUCAGGCAGCAGUCAAUACCGGACAUUUUAUUAAUGUUUUACUUCCAGGCAGUGAAGUUCCACAGUCGUUCAGUUUUCGCAAGGACGUAGGUGUACUUCUUCCAAAUGAUAACGAUCAUUUGUUGGACUUACAGAUUCAAAUUCCUUGGACUUCCGGAUUCGAGAACUUGGUUUUGUGUACUGUUUGUGAACCUACGAAAUCAUUUAGUAGGCCGCAGUUUCCUCAUUUGUCACUUUUGAAUUCGACGUAUCCUGGUAAUGAUUACUCAGUGUCAGAAGGAUUGACAGGGGCAGCUCAUGUGGGGCUGCGCUAUAUUGCGGUACCGCGCAAAAUUCCAUUACCUGCUCACAUGAAGCGAAAGAGUGAUGAUCAACUAAAGUCGUCUAUUCAUCGAAUUAUUAAUGUUAACUACAAAGGCGGCAGAGGGCUCUUCAAAAGCUAUGGGGUCCACCUGUCUCUUAACAACAUGCCAAAGUAUGGUUUUGGUUUUUGCUCAAUGCCAGAGGAUGGUGAUGAUGAUGAAAAUAAAGAGGAAUUAGAUGAUGAUGAUGUAGGUGAUGAAGUUCGACUCAGAAAGAGAAAAAAGAUGACCUCCCUCUGCAUUUCAAUGUGA